Molecule: messenger RNA, 4714 nt
Organism: Polyodon spathula (Mississippi paddlefish)
Lineage: Eukaryota; Metazoa; Chordata; Actinopteri; Acipenseriformes; Polyodontidae
Exons: 8
Coding region: 86-4471 (1461 amino acids)
Biological process (GO): cell-cell adhesion; cell migration
Cellular component (GO): adherens junction; catenin complex
Molecular function (GO): actin filament binding; beta-catenin binding
Source: RefSeq, a predicted model, not a curated record
UAAACAUUGGAGCAAGGAUACACAUUUAGAACACAACGAAUCAAUUAACACCAGCUUAGCAACUCUGCACAUCAGGUUGGCAGAAAUGGCAGCUCUUUUAGAAAGCGGGUUGACCUGCAUAAUAAAAGCCAAGUCUAUUGAGAGAGUAAUUGCUCCCAUUGCAGCACAGGUCUGCCAUUUAAUCAUCAUAAGUGAAUGGGGGGACUCCGAUGGCAAAUUUGCGCAUUUAGAGGAGGAAGCUGAAGAGGUGGCAAAAGUUACUAAACAACUGGCGCUUGUUGCUUCCAGACUAGCUGAAGAGUCUGAAGAUGACAUCCUGAGAAAGGAAAUGGCCCCAGCAAAGGAGCUGGUCGUUAUUUCGGGAAACAACGUGUUGUUGGCGGCUCAGAAGUUAUGCAUUCAACCUCAGUACCCGCAGCACAGAGAGGAACUUGUUGCCUCUACUCAAGAUGUCUUAAUGGGAACUCUAAAGAUUCUCUUAAUAGAAGACGAUGCCGUAGUGAGGAGGAUCGUGACAGCAGCUCAUUGGCUCUUGGACUGCAUUACACUGCUCGAGUCUGCAAAAGAUGUGUCCUCUUUACUAAUGUCCUUCCAGGGGUUUUCUGAGGCUUUGCUUCUGCUGAACUGCUUAGUAAAAAGCCGUAUACAGGAACUCAGGGACAACUCACAACAAGAAUCUUUGGAUCACUCUUUGAAAACUCUUAAAAACUGUAUCUCCAUGUUAUACACAGCCCUGCUCACUAGUCUCAGACACCCCCAAAAUGAACAAGCCAAAUCUGCCAAAAAGUACAUCACCGAUCAAAUGGACACAACCAUAAUGGACAUAAUAUCACUGCUGAGAAACGAUUCAAACGAGAAGCCUCAAGCCAACGCAGGAUCCUACUCCCACAAACUGCAUAGCCUUUUUCAGCUGUUGUCUAGGUCGAUGUGUUCAGUAAUAAAGGACAGUGACUUUGACAGCUUAGUGCGAGACCUGGUAUUUCAUUGCAUGGCAGUGGCCAGUGCCUCCCAAGAGAAAAAACAACUGAAAGUGGUAAAACAUUGCCAGCGUCUUCUGCAACUAAGAUCCAAAAUAUCAAGUCAGGCUAAGCUCUUGGAAAACCAUGCUAAACAUGUGCAACAGGAUUUGGAAGAAAGCUGUGCAUCAAUGAAGAAGGAACUCCAGAACCUGGACAGCAGUAUGAUGACCGUGAUUCUGUACCACAUUUUGGAUAGCUUUACACAAACCAAAGAACCUCUGGAGAAGCUUGUAAAAGCUGCAGAACAAUCGUCAAACAUCCAUGGAGUCAACCAGCUAGACCAGCUUCAGCCUUUUCUCUCUGCCUUCCUCAUGCAUGCCGAUCAUAUGAUACAGGUGGCUAGUUUUGUUUCAGCAAGCUCCAGCAAUAUAAAGAAUAUCCAAGCCAUUGAGUCAUCUAUGAAAUGUUUAAAACGCUUAAAGGAUAACGUGGUUCCGAUCUUGUUGGACCUAAAUAAGAGCUCACAGCGGUCUACUGCUUUGGAGAAAUUAGAGGUCCUGUGUCAGCAAUGGGAAAGUGAAACACAGCAGCUAUUGGGAGCUCUCAAUGAUGUCGUCAACAUCUAUGAGUUCACUGAUCUGGCUAUUGAAGAAAUAGUGGAUGUCAAAGCUAAAUGUGAAAAAGCUUUUAAAGCCCAGAGUGCUGAACACUUCUAUGAACAUACCUUGAAUCUUGUAGGGCAUGUGAACAUCAUAGUUCAGGCUGCAAAAAGGCAUGUAGAUAAAAGCGAUGACCCUAUCUUCCGAAAUGGGCUUCUGGUUCUGGUGAAACAAGUGGAAUCUGCUAUUCCCCCAGUAAACUCAGCAGUGCAUCAAUGUUCAAAAAGCAUAUCAGAUGUAAAAUCCUUGGUUACAUUUUCUGAGAGAAUGCUGAAGAUGAUCAAACUAAUUCACAUACUAAGGGAUGGCCUGAAUGGCUUCAACCAUCCAGACAUCCUUAGUCCUCUACGGGAGCAAGCACGUCCACUUGUGAGUUCAAAAGUCGCCAUCUGCACAGAGAAUCCAGAUUUUUCAAUCCUGGACGUUAAAAAUGAAAUUUAUAACCCAGAUGACAACGACAGUAUGGAAUUGCUUGAGAGAAACUUGGUCAAACCUCGGCUACUUUGUAGUAACAAAACAAUUCACAACAAGCCAUUACCCAUCAUCAACAAAGUAAACACAGACACAAUAGCACAAAGUUUAGAUUUACUGCCUGUCUUAUAUGAAGUUUUAAGUGCAACAAAGAAAAAAGAUAUUACAAGCCUAAACAUUGCUUGUACAAACCUCCUUGAACUGUCAAACUGUUAUGCCCAAGCUGCCAAAGAGGCCAUUGCUAUCACUGAUGAAGCAGAGACUGAGAUACUAGAGUCUGUAAGAUCUGGGCUCAUAACACUGACACCUGACCUUAUUAGGUCUGCUCAGGAAGUAGCAAUAAACCCGACGCUGGGUAAAGACAGCCUGUACAAACAUGCUGCCUUGUUUUCCGACACGAUUACUAAAAUGAAGCAGAUAUUGCUGCCUGCAGCGGGAUCCUGGUAUCAUGCUGUGUGUUCGAUGACGCAGAACGAAUCUGAAAAUAGCAUUACCCAAACUUUUCACAGCAUCAGUGAAAUAACACGUGUCUUCUCAGAUUUGGUACAAUUAGCUGGCAAUUCCAAGUUUUCAAACACAAACUCCACAGUGUUUCCUGUACCUCAGGAGAGCAUAGCGACUCUUCACACCAAACUGAAAAGGGUACAGGCUAAUGCUAAACAUUUAUAUGAAGUGGCCAUCUCUUUACCUCUUGGUUCUGCCAAUCUUGAAGGGCCCUGCAUUUUAUGGUCACUGUCUGUCCAAGUUCUACUAAACUCCAUUGAUAAACUCUUAGGAAGCAACACAUUUGAUACUCCAGGAAAGGUUUUGAAGCAUGAAUUUGCACAUCAGAAAUGUUUAUUGACUUUUUCAGAAAAUUCUCUUAGAAUCCAGCAGGCAGCUACAUUGUCCGCCCUCUGCUGUAUAGACAAGAAUACAAACAGGAAUAUUAUAGAUCUGAAAGGAGAAAUUAUGGACCUUACUGAAACCUUCUUGCAGUCAGCAGAAAUCCUCAACACGUCACCUCUACCCAGUAUAAACCUACUUGCCCGUUCAGAGCUUCUACAAAGAGAACUUCAAAUAAAAAUAAAGAUGUUAGCUGGUAUUGUCGGCAGAGUUAAUGCAGAUUAUGAAGAUGCAGUAAAAAAUACUGUCCAUCUAGCAAUUCUGACAGCCACUAAUCUCGGAGAUAAAAAGAUAGCAUCUCAUAAUAAUUUUGAAAAAGAAGUAGCUUCUUUGUUAGCAAAUGUUAAUUUUGUGCAAGAAAACAUACAAAACAGCCUCUAUUAUAUCAGGGAUCAGAGACUUGAAGACAAUUUGAGUCUCAACACUGAACAUCUCUGUUUGCUAACGUCUGAAAUUGUAAGCAGGGCAAGAAAGAUUGCUGAGAAUUUAGACCUUGAUGACGUGCCAAGGCUUGAAAUCCUGACAAAGGACUGGUCUGCAAAAGCACAUUACAUUGUGACACAACUUCAGAAAGUUAAAGAAAUUAAUGGGGAAGUAAAAAACUUAAUCACACAGGGCCUACAAAGUAGGCUCUUUAUUGGAAGCCAAAAUACAUCUGCUGAAAAAAUUGUUUUACAGUCUGGUCAGCCAAAAUGUAAAGCUACUGCUCCGAACUUCAAGAGAAACAUAGGCCCAGCUCAUCUGGAGAAAGAACAACCAAGUGUUAAUGCAGAGAUCACCCACCAGCAUCCAGUCACUAAAUGGGAUACCCUAAAGGAUUGUAGUGCAACCCAGAAUGUGUUCUGUAAUAGCAGCUCUGCAUACACUCUUGCUGAAGCAGCCCUUUUCUUGAAGAGAGAAACAGACAAGUGGGAGGAUGAAAAAAAUCAGAUUGUCCAGGUUACAAAAGAAAUGGCCAACCAGAUGUAUAACAUGGCCCAGUUUCUUAAAAAGAAAGGGCCCAUCAAGACCAAGGAAGAAUUCAUUAUUUCUGCAAAACAAAUUGCUGUUAAUGGCCAAGUGAUCACAAAUUUUGCUCACAUAAUUGCAGAAUAUUGUCUUGAUAGUCGAUGUGCAAAAGAACUGCUGUGUGCUGCGGAACAGAUCCUUACACUUACUAACCAACUCAAUAUCAUAUCCAGUGUGAAAGCUGCAAAACCAGGUAAUAAGUCAUCUGAUGAGAUUCUGGUAAAGAAUGCCCAAAACCUGAUGCAGAUUGUCUUGAAAUCCAUAAAAGCAGCAGAAACAGCCUGCAUUAAGGGCCUGAGACAACCCCCACCAAACACAGAUGAAGCUCAAGCAGCUGCCUUGUGUAUCCAAUGGAAGAAAAAGCUCCAGCACCACAGAGUCAGGGAGGCCUUAAACCCAGAAAUGGAUGAUCUUGGGCUCCGGAAAACAAGAUUAAGUCAAGCUAUACCGAGUCUGGCACCUGUUAUUAAAAUACCAGACUCCAAUUAGAAUACCAGUAACUCUAAUGUGUAUAUUGCAGGGGUGGCCAAACUUCCUGACCCUACGAACCGCAUACAAACAUUUUGAUAUGGCCGAGAGCCGCAAGACACAUACUAUGAAAAAUAAAAUGUUUGUGAGCAAGACAUUUUAGUUCUCUCGAACAUUAAAUCAGAAUCUUGCACAUGUGUAUUAUAGUAGUUGUUAUUGCUUGAUGGCAGCAAAAUACACAAGAACAAGGGAUAGAACAUUGCA